GCGGCAGCCCCAGCGGAGAGCCAGCGGGGAGCCGGCGGCGGCUCGUACGAGCGCCGGGGCUGUGCCAUUCUCUCUCGGCCGGCGGCACAGUGCUUUCCGGCUGCCGUCAAGCGCGGCACCGGGCCGGCGGGCGGGGGCCAUGGCGGCGGCGGGCCGGCUGCCGAGUUCCUGGGUGCUGCUGGCGCCGCUGCUUGGAGGGCUCGCGCUGCUGGGAGUCGGGCCGGUCCCCGCGCGGGCGCUGCACAACGUCACGGCCGAGCUCUUUGGGGCCGAGGCCUGGGGCACCCUGGCGGCCUUCGGAGACCUCAACUCCGACAAGCAGACGGACCUCUUCGUGCUGCGGGAAAGAAAUGAUUUAAUCGUCUUUUUGGCAGACCAGAAUGCACCCUAUUUUAAACCCAAAGUAAAGGUAUCCUUGAAGAAUCACAGUGCACUGAUAACAAGUGUAGUCCCGGGAGAUUAUGACGGAGAUUCACAAAUGGAUGUCCUUUUGACCUAUUUUCCCAAAAAUAUUGCCAACAAUGAAUUAGGAGCUGUUAUCUUCUGGGGACAAAACCAAACAUUAGAUCCUAACAAUAUGACUAUACUCAAUAGGACUUUUCAGGAUGAACCACUAAUUAUGGACUUCAAUGGUGAUUUAAUUCCUGAUGUGUUUGGUAUCACAAAUGAAUCUGACCAGCCACAGAUACUAUUAGGAGGGAAUUUGUCAUGGCAUCCUGCAUUGACCACUAAAAGUAAACCUCGAAUUCCGCAUUCUCAUGCAUUUAUUGAUCUGACUGAAGAUUUUACAGCAGAUUUAUUCCUUACGACAUCGCCUACCUCUGAUACAUUCCAGUUUGAGAUAUGGGAAAAUUUGGAUGGAAAUUUCUCUGUCAGUGCUGUAUUUGAAAAACCUCCCAAUAUGAUGGUGGUUGGACAGUCGGCAUUUGCAGACUUUGAUGGAGAUGGACACAUGGAUCACUUACUGCCAGGCUGUGAAGAUAAAAACUGCCAGAAAAGCACCAUUUACUUAAUGAGAUCUGGAACAAAGCAGUGGGUUCCAGUCUUACAGGAAUUCAGCAAUAAGGGCACCCUCUGGGGCUUUGUGCCAUAUGUGCAUGAAGAAGCAACUGAAAUAGAAAUUCCAAUUACCCUUCGUAUUGGAGACUACAACAUGGAUGGCUAUCCAGAUGCUCUUGCCAUACUGAAGAAUACAUCUGGAAGCAAUCAGCAGGCCUUUUUACUGGAGAACGUCCCUUGUAAUAAUGCAAGCUGCGAAGGGGCACAUCGUAUGUUUAGAGUCUACUGGGAGCUGAUGGACCUAAAUCAAAUCAGGGACGCCGUGGUUGCCACCUUCUUUGACAUUUACGAAGAUGGAAUCUUGGACAUUAUAGUACUGAGUAAAGGAUAUACAAAGAAUGAUUUUGCUAUCCAUACACUAAAAAAUAACUUUGAAGCAGAUGCUUAUUUUGUGAAAGUUAUUGUUCUUAGUGGUCUCUGUUCUAAUGACUGUCCUCGUAAGAUAACACCCUUUGGAGUAAAUCAACCUGGACCUUAUAUCAUGUAUACAACUGUAGAUGCAAAUGGAUAUCUGAAAAACGGUUCAGCUGGACAACUCAGCCAGUCGGCACAUUUAGCUCUCCAGCUGCCAUACAGUGUACUUGGGUUAGGUCGAAGUGCAAAUUUUCUUGAUCAUCUUUAUGUUGGUAUUCCCCGUCCAUCUGGAGAGAAGUCUAUACGAAAACAGGAGUGGACUGCAAUCAUUCCAAAUUCCCAGCUAAUUGUCAUUCCAUAUCCUCACAACGUUCCUCGAAGCUGGAGUGCCAAACUGUAUCUUACACCAAGUAACAUUGUUCUACUUACUGCUAUAGCUCUCAUCGGUGUCUGUGUUUUCAUCUUGGCAAUAAUUGGCAUUCUACAUUGGCAGGAAAAGAAAGCAGAUGAUAGAGAAAAACGACAAGAAGCCCAUCGGUUUCAUUUUGAUGCCAUGUGACUUGCCUUAACUAUCAUAUAAAGGCAACAGAACAGCUAUUCGCUUGAUUAACUGAAAUACUAAUUUGGAUUAUAGAAGAAAGUAGGAGAUUUUGAAUAUUAUUUAUAAAUGAUGCAUCUCUUGGUAAUUAUUGGAAAGUAUUCAAAUAAAUAUGGUCUGAAUAUGUCACAAGGUCUUUUUGUAAAGCACUUUGUAUAUAAUAACUUGGGUUCUUUAUUCACUUGUGCUGUGCAUUUGUGUUCCUUUGUGGAAUGUGUUGCAUGUUCUCAGGUGUUCAUGUAUUUAUAAUCUUAUUAGAAUAAUGAUGUUGGGGAAAGACGUGUGAAUAAAAAUAUUUAAAUGAGCAGGGUCUCUUGUGUUCCGCUGGAAUUGGUCUUGCUUCUUAUUCUAACGAUGCCAAUUAUAAUUCUGUGAAUGUACCACAGAGCUACUGAUUUCCUCUUGGCCGUCGCAGGUCGGGGGCGCUCGCGGGGGGCACACAAUGUAGUGAUUGGGUGCGCUGGCUUUGGGAUGGCAGUCAGGCAGACUCGCCUUACACUCCUGGUUCCACCACUUAAAAGCUGUUUGAACUUAGUUAAGUUCUUAACCUCUGUAUGCCUCCAUUUUCUUGUUUAUAAACAGAGUUAACACUACUACUCGAGUUAUUGCAAACAUUAAAUGGGAUGAUGUAUGUAAAGUGCUUAGCUUGGUGUCUAGCACAAAGUAAGUGCUCAAUAAGUGGUAGCUGUCAUUUAUUACUAUUUUAGAUAAUUUUUGUACAGACUUCUAGAACUAAUUGUCAAAAUAUAUAGACUCGAUAGAAUUUUAUUUUCAGGCGUAAGGAAAUAAUGUUCUUUGCAAAGCCUAAAUUCUCGGUCGUUGACAUCUUAUAUAAAGAUUUAUUACUUGUUCAUAACUAAAAAUUAUAGUGCCCUCUAAGAAUUAAUGUGCCCUAAAAUUUUCAUUUGAGCACUGAUGCUUACCAUGUGGUGAUGAAGAGCAUUUGAUUUCUGGAAAGGAAACUACUUUGGAUAGCAUUGGGAAUACAGAUCCUCAAUCACACUUGCAUUCUUCAGAGCUUGUAGGAGUCUCUAAUUUACAUUCAGACUUCAAUGCAAAUUUUUGUGAACUUCACCUCACCAAAAAGUUACUUUAAGACUUCAUCUAAGAUCUGGAAAACAGCUUAUAUAUCAGUGUUAAUAAUUUUCUAAUAUGCAAAUGGCAUGUGAUAGCUAUAAACUACAAAAACUUCUCAGAGAACAUUUAAUCUUGUUGUUCAUGUUAGUUUUUCUUUACAGUUCGCUGAGAAUGGCGUGUAUAAGUGGUUUACUCUGUGUAUCUGAGCAUGUUAAUAUGUCUUCUGAAUAAAUACUCUGUAUUGGAACCAGG
Molecule: messenger RNA, 3340 nt
Organism: Equus quagga
Lineage: Eukaryota; Metazoa; Chordata; Mammalia; Perissodactyla; Equidae
Gene: ITFG1
Product: integrin alpha FG-GAP repeat containing 1
Exons: 18
Coding region: 140-1972 (610 amino acids)
Cellular component (GO): plasma membrane
Source: RefSeq, a predicted model, not a curated record